CAGUUACUGCAGACAGAACGGCUAGUUUGGCAUGUAUGAACGAACUCCCGUUAGCCCUCAACUAUAGCUGGUGAUGUCGUUACCUCAGUGAGCCGUUGUUUUAUGUACCAUACUCAGGACAACUGAGAAAAGGCACUGACAGGAACUAUACAACGUUAUGGGCUCCAAACGAAGGAGAGCCACUUCUCCUUCAAGUAGCGUUAGUGGCGGGGACUUCGAUGAUGGUCAAACCACACCAAUGCCUUCAACCAGUCGGAAAAGAAGAAGAACAUCAAAUAUUCCUACUGUUGAUCCUAUUGCCGUGUGCCAUGAACUGUACAACACUAUUCGAGACUACAAAGAUGACCAGGGCAGAAUGCUUUGUGAACUGUUUAUUCGCGCACCAAAGAGAAGGAACCAACCCGAUUACUAUGAUGUGGUGUCUCAACCAAUUGACAUGAUGAAAAUCCAGCAGAAACUGAAAAUGGAGGAGUAUGACGAUGUGGAGCAAAUCACUAGCGACUUUCAUCUCUUAUUCAACAAUGCUAAGGCUUAUUACAAGCCGGAGACUCCAGAGUACAGGGCAGCCUGCAAACUGUGGGACCUGUACAUUCGCACUAAGAAUGAGUUUGUGCAGAGGGGUGACUACGAUGACGAAGAUGAGGAUGGUGAUGAUGGCCAAGAACACCCAGGAGUGUCCAAUGAGGAAGAGUCUGCACCCACCUGUCUGAAGGAUGCCCUGGAACAGCUUCUUGAUGCUGUGGUGUCUUACACAGAGCCUUCUGGAAGACUUGUCAGUGAGCUCUUCCAGAGGUUGCCCUCUAAAGUGCAAUAUCCAGAUUACUAUGAGAUUAUUAAGGAGCCAAUUGAUCUGAAGACCAUUGCUCAAAAGAUACAGAUUAAUUUUUAUAGAAGUCCCCAUGCUAUGUCAAAGGACAUAGAUCUCUUGGUAAAAAAUGCCAAGACCUAUAAUGAACCUGGAUCACAGGUUUUCAAGGACGCCAACACUCUCAAAAAGGUUUUUGCCCAAAGAAGGGCAGAACUUGAGCACGCUGAGCCUAUUAAGUCCAGCAUACGAAUAAGGAACAGACGAUCAGCUCAAGGAGACCGUCUCUCAGCCAUCACCAUGGCAUUGCAGUAUGGCUCGGAGGGUGAGGAGGAUGCCAUCCUCACUGGGUCAGUCCACUAUGACGAGGGCGAGUCAGAGGCAGAGAGCAUCCACUACAGCAUGGACAUAAGCAACCCCAUCUUCCAGCUGUACGAGGCAGUGCGUGGGGGCAGGAACAGCCAGGGCCAGCUCAUCGCCGAGCCCUUCUUUCAGCUGCCUUCCAGGAAGGACUACCCCGACUACUACCAGCAGAUCAGCCAGCCCAUUUCCUUCCAGCAGAUUCAAAUCAAGUUGAAAAACAAUGAAUAUGAGAGCAUUGAGCAUAUGGAGGCUGAUCUCAUGAUGAUGUUUGAGAAUGCUAAGCGUUACAAUGUCCCCCACUCCCAUAUCUACAAGAGGGCCCUGAAACUGCAGCACGUUCUACAGCUGAAAAGAAAGGAGCUUUUGAGAAGUGGAGACGAGGACAGGGACAGCAUGCUCUCCUCCACCAUGUCCGACGGCGGCACCACCAAGAGGAAGAGUCACAAGAAGAACACUAAGAAGAACCGUAUGAAGGUGCUGUUUGCAACGGUGACAGAGGUGCGAGAGAUGAAUACUGGCCGCAGACUUUGUGACCUCUUCAUGGUCAAGCCUUCCAAGAAGGACUACCCCGACUACUACAAGAUCAUCCUGGAACCUAUGGAUCUUCGCACCAUCGACCACAACAUCCGCUCGGACAAGUACAUGAGCGAGGAGACCAUGAUGGAGGACAUGCGGCUCAUGUUCCGCAACGCCAGACACUACAACGAGGAGGGGUCCCAGGUGUAUAACGAUGCCAACAUCCUGGAAAAGAUUUUGAGGGAGAAAAGAAGAGAGCUGGGGCCCAUACCUGACGAGGAUGACAUCAUUUCCCCAAAGCUAAAAAUAAGGAAGAGCGGCAUCUCCCCGAAGAAGUCCAAGUACCUGACCCCCCUGCAGCAGAAGCUGAACGAGCUCUACGAGGCCGUGAAGAACUACACGGACAAGCGCGGCCGCCGCCUCAGCACCAUCUUCCUGCGUCUGCCGUCGCGAGCCGAGUUGCCCGACUACUACGUGGCCAUCAAGAAGCCCGUGGACAUGGAGAAGGUCAAGAGCCACAUGCUGGCCAACAAGUACCAGGACGUGGACGCGCUGGUCGAGGACCUGGUGCUCAUGUUCAACAACGCCUGCACCUACAACGAGCCCGAGUCGCUCAUCUACAAGGACGCGCUGGUGCUGCACAAGGUGCUGCUGGAGACGCGGCGCGACCUGGAGGGCGGCGAUGACGCGCACGUGCCUGACGUGGCGCGCCUCAUCCAGGACCUCAUCCGCAGCCUCUUCGUGUCCGUGCUCGGGCACCAGGAUGACGAGGGCCGUUGCUACAGCGACUCGCUGGCGGAGAUCCCUGCCACCGACCCGGCCAAUGCAGACCGGCCGCCACUGAACUUCGAGAUCAUCAGGGCGAAUGUGGACAAGGGAAGCUACAAGAGGCUGGACGUGUUCCAGGAUCACAUGUUUGAGGUGCUGGAGAAGGCCCGACGCCUGCACAGGACAGACUCUGAGAUCUUUGAGGAUGCAGUGGAGCUGCAGCAGUUUUUCAUCCGUAUCCGGGACGAGCUGUGCAAGAACGGCGAGAUCCUGAUGUCCCCCGCCCUCAGCUACACCUCCAAGCACCUCCACAGCGACGUGGAGAAAGAGAAAAAAGAGAAGCUCCCCAAGGAGCUGGAGGAGGACAAGCUCAAACGAGAAGAAGAGAAGAAAGAGGCUGAGAGGAGUGAGGACUCGUCAGGAGGGCCCUGGCAGGGCGUGCAGCGCACCUACAGUCAGGACUGCAGCUUCAAGGACAACAUGUACCACGUGGGGGACUACGUCUAUGUGGAGCCCGCCGAGCAGAGCCUGCAGCCUCACAUCGUCUGCAUUGAACGCCUGUGGCAGGACGAUGCUGGUGAGAAAUGGCUGUAUGGCUGCUGGUUCUACAGACCUAAUGAAACCUUCCAUCUUGCUACACGGAAGUUUCUGGAGAAGGAAGUCUUUAAGAGUGACUACUACAACAAAGUGCCUGUCAGCAAAAUACUUGGGAAAUGUGUGGUCAUGUUUGUCAAGGAAUACUUCAAGCUGCACCCAGAAGGCUUCAGGGCAGAGGAUGUCUUUGUCUGCGAGUCUCGUUACUCAGCCAAGACCAAGUCCUUCAAGAAGAUCAAAAUGUGGACCAUGCCUCUGAGCUCUUUGAAGUUUGUCCCUCGUGAGGUUCCACUGCCAGUGGUCCGGGUUGCCUCAAUGUUUGCCCCUAAGAGUGAUGAGAAGCCCCCUGAGCCGGCUGAGGAUGAUAAACAAGGACCAUCCAUCAUAGAUAAGGAGAGAGAGGAUGUGACUAUGGACAUGGCCAAUGGUGAGCCCGGCUGUCAGUACUAUGAACAGCUCUGCUACAAUGAGAUGUGGCUGAAAGUGGGAGACUGUGUCUACAUCCGCUCUCAUGGGCUAGUGCGCCACCGAGUGGGCAGGAUUGAGAGGAUGUGGGUUCGAGAUGGAGCAGCAUACUUCUUCGGGCCAAUCUUCAUCCACCCAGAGGAGACAGAGCAUGAGCCCACUAAGAUGUUCUACAAGAAGGAGGUCUUCCUCAGCAACCUGGAAGAAUCCUGCCCCAUGACCUGCAUCACAGGAAAGUGCACGGUGUCCUCGUUUAAGGACUACCUGUCGUGCCGCCCUACCGAAGUGCCCGAGGAGGAUGUUCUACUCUGCGAGAGCCGCUACAUCGAGAGCGAGAAACAGAUGAAGAAGUUUAAAGGCCUCAAACGCUUCUCCUUAUCUGCCAAAGUCGUUGAGGAUGAGAUUUACUACUUUAGGAAACUGAUAGUGCCUCAGAAAGAGCCGUCUCCCCUCCUGGACAAGAAGAUUGAGGAGCUGGAGGCCAAGUUUGCUGACAUGACGGACGAGGAACUUGAGGAGCUCGGCGAUGAUGACGGAGACACGUGUGAUGCCCAGUCCAUGCCCCAGCUUCAGACACCGCUGGCCAAUGACCUGGACAUGAUGCCGUACACGCCACCUCAGUCGACUCCUAAGUCCAUCAAGGGCCUAUCCAAGAAAGAGGGCUCGAAGAGGAAGAUCAACAUGAGCGGCUACAUCUUGUUCAGCAGCGAGAUGCGUGCGGUCAUCAAGGCCCAGCACCCCGACUUCUCCUUCGGGGAGCUAAGUCGGCUUGUGGGGACUGAGUGGAGGAAUCUGGAGACCAACAAAAAGGCAGAGUAUGAAGAGCGGGCAGCUAAGGUGGCUGAGCAGCAGGAGCGAGAGCGCGCAGCCCAGCAACAGAACUCCCCGAGAGCAGGUAUCCCAGUCGGGGCGCUUAUGGGGGUGGUGCCACCCCCGACCCCCUUGGGGAUGCUUAACCCCAGCAUGACCCCUGCGUCAGGCAUGAUGGGUACCUACGGGCCGCCUAUGAUGCCCCAUCAGGGCCCGGAUGGAAUGGUUAGUAUACCCGGCAUGCCAUCAUAUCCCAUGGGUGUGCCCGUCUUACCCCAUCACCUCCCUCCCGGUAUGCCUGGUUUCCCUGGCAUCCCUUACCUGGGUAUGAAUAGCAUGAAUGGAGCCCAUGGUGCUGGAAAUCACUAUGGAAAUCAGAUGGGAAUUGCUGGUCAAGGGCAACAAGCUCCGCCCCCUUACCCAGGGCAGGGUCAGGGAGGGCAGCCUGCGGUACAGCAGCCGACCACACCCAUAUUUGUGGCCCCGCCUCCCAAACCACAGCGAAUCCUGCACUCCGAGGCUUACCUGCGAUACAUAGAGGGACUCAAUGCAGAGUCGACCACGGUCAGCAAGUGGGACCAAACUCUGUCAGCUCGCAGAAAAGACGUACGGUUGACCAAAGAGCAGGAGAGCCGUCUGCCGUCCCAUUGGCUGAAAAGCAAGGGAGCCCACACCACUAUGGCUGACGCCCUGUGGAGACUGCGAGAUCUAAUGCUCCGGGACACGCUCAACAUCCGCCAGACAUACAACCUGCACAACAUCUAGCCAUUCCUCCUCUCAUGCCCUCCUGCAGACAGAGAAGCAUUGUAGUUUUAAUGUUGUAAUACUGUAAGUUCACUUUGUCAUGGUUUUGUAAAAUUUGUCUCAUUUAGUUGAUUGCCUUGGGUUAGUGUUCAUGCCGUUUUGUAUCUACAUUUUAAAUGUGCUGGUAUGCAUUGGGAACUGUUGUUCGGUCAUGAAACAUUUUCAUAAAAUGGUUGACAAAC
This is a messenger RNA of Alosa alosa (allis shad), 5307 nucleotides long. RefSeq names its product polybromo 1 (gene pbrm1). Bases 158 to 5086 code for a protein of 1642 amino acids. Gene Ontology annotation, cellular component: RSC-type complex. Gene Ontology annotation, biological process: chromatin remodeling. Lineage: Eukaryota; Metazoa; Chordata; Actinopteri; Clupeiformes; Clupeidae. The record is from RefSeq and is a predicted model, not a curated record. Gene Ontology annotation, molecular function: chromatin binding; protein binding. The transcript has 30 exons.